UGCUCAUCUGCUGUUAGGAUCAGCUCCUACCUUCCGUUCCCUAAAGCACUGUACAUUGUAAAGCAAUGGAAGGAAGAAGGACGAUGGUCCCCAGCAUUAGAGAGCUGCCUGGAAGGGGUUUGUGACAGAUCGAUCCAGGGGAGCUGCAGCCAGCCAAAGCAGCCUCACAAGUGGGGUGUGGGCUACGGAGACAUGGCCAAGGCACCCAGGGAUUCUAUUCUUUUUUUUUGAGCCAAUUGCUCUAAUCACUAGCCCACAUUGCCCUCUGUUGUCAGGUGUUUCAGAAGGGACAUUGACAGAUGCACUUUAUUUCUUUCUCCCUGCUUUGUGCAGCCAGACUCAGCUCUCUAAGCAGCCCCGUUCAGUUAAUUUUAACCAGUUUAUUGCUAGACUCAAGGGGUGGCGCUUAACUGCCAUUGACUUCAGUAGGAGUGAGGCACCCAACACUCUUAGCCAGGUUUGAAAAUCCCACUAGGCACCUGUCUGCAUUUAUAGGCACCUACAUACCUUUGCAAAUCUGGCCCAAAGUCACUUUUGGAAAUGGGACUUAGACUAUUUUGAAAAUCGUGUCUUAUGUUGUUUUUUUUCUCACACAUGCCAGAGCUUUCAGUCUGAUGAUCCACAGUGCGGUUAACAGUCCUCCAAGACAAGACAAGACAACAACCUUUACAUGUCUGCGUUGUGCCACCAAGAACUGUGCUACAAUAAACCAAACAUGGAAGGCUGAGGAGGAUUGACAUUGGGAUUGUCAGAGGCCCUAAGUGGUUUAGGAGCAUUUUCCUUUGAAAAUCAAUGGGGCUUGUGCUCCGAACUCAUGUGGGUUUGUUUAUUUACAUCAUCCAUAUUCUGGACAUUUAAUUAUUCUGAAUUAUUAUUUACAUCCCUGUGCCACUAGAACGCAGAGAAAAUCUACAAGAAAUGCUGUAGCCUCUGCAGAGACUUUAACCCACCCAUCACCACAGCACAUCCUCCUCGGAGGCGUCCCUCACUGGAAAUGACCAAGACACUGUACCCAGUCACUGCAGCAGUGCACUCGGCGUCAGCCUUUGGGCCAGUGUGUCAGGAUUUUCUCCUACUAUUUUUAUGAACAUGAUCUUUGCCGAGUAUCUGCUUUUAUCUUCCUUAGUGCUGGGAGUGCAGUUAUUUCUGCACCAGACUCAGCGGAUCCAGUUUGUUGAAGUUAGUGACACCGCAAAGAUCCACUGUUCUUCCACAGAAAACUUGGAGGGAGGAAGUAGCAUGUUUUGGUAUUUGAGAAGAGAAGGUGAGAAACCCACCUGCAUUAAGCGCUGUUUGGAUGACCAAAAUGUAAGUAAAUUUGCUUGCAAACAUGAGACACACAGCUCGACACUGGAAAUCAGCAACGUCCAAAAGACUGAAUCUGGCAUUUACUACUGUGCAUUUGAAUACAGCAGCUACCUGAUUUUCGGGAAUGGAUCCACACUGAUCGUUGGAGACAGUUAUACCAAGAGCAGCUGGGUGAUGCUUCUGGUCCCAUUUCCACAUGGCAGUCAAGACACUGGGACAGCGAAUCUGGCUUGUGUGAUCCGUGGAGUGUCCAGCCCAGUCCAUGUUUCCUGGAGUGUUUCUGGGGAGCUGCAGGAACAGGGGCUGACGCGCUCAUUGAAAGCAAAGGAUGGAUCUUUAACGCUCAUAAAUCAUAUCAGCGUCCCCAUGGACACCUGGACCAGUGGGAAGAAUUUCACCUGUGAAGUCAAAUUCAACUCUUCUGGCAACAGUGUGAAGACAAGUACCAGAUAUUCUGCAACCCCUGCCAGGGAGUGCUCACUUUACAUUGUGCCCCUUGCGGCUGGUGCUGGUCUGCUGCUGCUGGUGGUGUCUCUGAGCCUCGUCUGGACCCUCUGCCCUUCCACGCUAGGAUUCCAGCCCAGGGUCUCAGCACCCCCAGCUUCACAGGAGCACCAGGGUGGAAUCUUAUACGCUCAUCUGGAUUUUGAUUCACGGAAUCGCAAUGGGCGCACGAUGCAGCGAUCGGCCACAGGGAAACAUGUAAAAGCCUGAACUGUCUAGUGCAGGGGAAUCCACACAUGGGAACUGAUAGCUGGUUCUCUGCUGAUCGGACGUAGCAGCUGGAAGAAGGCUCUGUUUGUCUCCGUCUCCUUUCUUUUUGUAUUUUCUCCACUUCUCUGUUUAGAAUAAAAAGAUCAGAAGAUC
Messenger RNA from Chelonia mydas (Green sea turtle), 2175 nucleotides. RefSeq names its product immunoglobulin kappa light chain-like. The transcript is spliced from 6 exons. NCBI's taxonomy places the organism in Eukaryota, Metazoa, Chordata, Testudines, Cheloniidae. Gene Ontology annotation, molecular function: coreceptor activity; MHC class I protein binding. The record is from RefSeq and is a predicted model, not a curated record. The coding region runs from base 1084 to 2022 and encodes 312 amino acids. Gene Ontology annotation, cellular component: cell surface. Gene Ontology annotation, biological process: regulation of immune response.